AGGUCGCGCUUCAGACAGACACGUGCGCUUGUAGCUGGCGCCACGGAGCGGAGGCCGGCACUCAACCUGGUGAACGGAUGAAAAAAGGGAGGCUUGUUUCCCAGUAACAACGAUCAAGCAACACAAUCCGUUAGCGGAAGUUCAUUUCCGGCGCUAAAUUCCAGGUUAGCAGCGAUCUGUGUGUCGGACUGCGGCGGUGAGUCCAGCACAAGUUAGCCGUAACGUUACUGUCUCACAUUGGGACGCGUUUCUUUUCUGCACUUCUCUCCGUAAAAGAUCAAGUUUUCACCGUAAUUCCUGCGCAAUGGCGGACUACCUGAUCAGCGGACAGACCGGCUACGUGCCUGAAGAUGGUCUGAGCGGGCAGCAGCUCUUCGGCUGCGGUGAUGGCCUCACAUACAAUGACUUCCUGAUUCUUCCAGGCUAUAUUGACUUCACAGCUGACCAAGUGGACCUGACAUCAGCCCUGACCAAACGGAUCACUCUGAAGACGCCGCUGGUGUCCUCUCCCAUGGACACAGUCACAGAGUCGGGGAUGGCCAUCGCCAUGGCUCUCACCGGUGGGAUCGGCUUCAUCCACCACAACUGCACACCCGAAUUCCAGGCCAACGAAGUGAGAAAGGUCAAGAGAUACGAGCAGGGUUUCAUUACAGAUCCCGUGGUGAUGAGCCCCAACGAGCGCGUGAGAGACGUCUUUCAGGCAAAAGCCCGUCACGGUUUCUGCGGCAUUCCCAUCACAGAUAACGGACAGAUGGGCGGCCGCCUCGUAGGCAUCAUCUCAUCUCGAGACAUCGACUUCCUGAAAGAGGAGGAGCAUGACCUUCCACUCAGCGAGGUGAUGACGAAGGUGGAGGAUCUUGUAGUGGCUCCUGCUGGUGUGACAUUGAAGGAAGCUAAUGAGAUCCUUCAGAAGAGUAAAAAAGGUAAACUGCCCAUCGUGAAUGAGCAGGGCUGUUUGGUGGCCAUCAUCGCUCGCACAGACCUGAAGAAGAACCGAGAUUUCCCUCUGGCCUCCAAAGACUCGCGCAAGCAGCUGCUGUGUGGCGCUGCCAUAGGAACACACAACGACGACAAAUAUAGACUCGAACUGCUCAUGCAAGCUGGAGUGGACGUUGUCAUACUGGACUCUUCGCAAGGAAACUCCAUUUUCCAGAUCAACAUGAUCAAGUACAUCAAGGAGAAAUACCCCAACCUGCAGGUUAUAGGAGGCAACGUGGUAACAGCAGCUCAGGCGAAGAAUCUGAUCGAUGCUGGCGUGGACGCUCUGAGAGUAGGAAUGGGCAGUGGCUCCAUCUGCAUCACACAGGAAGCUCCUCUUACUAUUCCUCCUGAUAUAAAGCUCCACAGCCCCAAAGCCUCAGCCACUGUAACGGGAUACUGCAUGCUGGCGUGUGGCAGGCCGCAGGCUACAGCCGUGUAUAAGGUGUCGGAGUAUGCGCGACGCUUCGGCGUGCCAGUCAUCGCAGACGGUGGCAUUCAGAACGUGGGCCACAUCGCCAAGGCCCUGGCACUGGGGGCAUCCACAGUGAUGAUGGGCUCGUUGCUGGCAGCCACCAGCGAAGCUCCAGGCGAGUAUUUUUUCUCAGAUGGCAUCAGACUGAAGAAGUACAGAGGAAUGGGCUCACUUGAUGCUAUGGACAAGAACCUGGGCUCCCAGACCAGAUACUUCAGCGAGUGUGAUAAGAUUAAAGUAGCUCAGGGCGUGUCAGGCGCCGUACAGGACAAAGGCUCCGUCCAUAAGUUUGUCCCCUACCUCCAUGCUGGAAUCCAGCACUCCUGCCAGGACAUAGGAGCUAAGAGCCUUACACAACUUAGGGCAAUGAUGUAUUCUGGCGAUCUGAAAUUUGAGAAAAGGACCGUAUCUGCUCAGGUGGAGGGAGGAGUGCAUGGUCUGCACAGCUACGAGAAACGGCUGUUCUAAUGAAGACAACUAAUGCCAAGAACACACACACAGAGUACAUUAACACAUAAUCAUACACAGUCAUUCUGUUGUAUAAAGACACACUACUAAAUCUGAGUGCACAGAUGACCACCGUGCGUGUGCGUAUGCGUAUGCGUAUGCGCACAGAGCGAUGCACCCAUGCCCAUGUCAAAACCCACACUUCCCUUUUCUUUGUCUUCCAGACCUUUGUUGAGCAAACCAACUGUGCAUGUAUCUUUGUGUUAAAAUUUAAGGACAUACUUUUCUGUUUAUGAAACAAAAAAUUCAAGAAUAUUGUAAUACACUUAUGUUCAGAGGUAUUCAUUCAUUUCAAAUACAUUUUUCCAGUAAAACAA
Messenger RNA from Pangasianodon hypophthalmus (striped catfish), 2277 nucleotides. RefSeq names its product IMP (inosine 5'-monophosphate) dehydrogenase 2 (gene impdh2). Gene Ontology annotation, molecular function: IMP dehydrogenase activity. The record is from RefSeq and is a predicted model, not a curated record. Lineage: Eukaryota; Metazoa; Chordata; Actinopteri; Siluriformes; Pangasiidae. Gene Ontology annotation, cellular component: cytoplasm. Gene Ontology annotation, biological process: GTP biosynthetic process. The transcript has 15 exons. The coding region runs from base 305 to 1921 and encodes 538 amino acids.